Molecule: messenger RNA, 1608 nt
Organism: Pangasianodon hypophthalmus (striped catfish)
Lineage: Eukaryota; Metazoa; Chordata; Actinopteri; Siluriformes; Pangasiidae
Gene: odr4
Product: odr-4 GPCR localization factor homolog
Exons: 14
Coding region: 196-1551 (451 amino acids)
Biological process (GO): intracellular protein localization
Cellular component (GO): endomembrane system
Source: RefSeq, a predicted model, not a curated record
AAGCGCUUGACGUAUACUGUAAAAUAACGUCUUUUUACACCCUAGGUAGUGCACUACUUUUUAACACAGUGGUAUUUGUGGAUUGAGCCACGUAGCUAUAAGUGUUUAGUUCCCAUUCUUCAUUCAUGUUGUCUAGAAAGUCAAGAAGCAUAUGAUAUAUAAUCAGUGUACUGAUUUGUUAUGAUGGUCUGUUGAAUGAGCAGUAUGGGCAGAGGCUACAUUGUUGAAGAGUGUGUGGAGAAGUACCUGACUAACCUGUCAGCAGCUGCUGGGUCAUGUGAGACUGGACUUUUCAUCGGCCAGUGUUCAGCACAGAGGGACUUUGUGGUUCUGGCUGUGCGGACACCUCACAGAGAGACGGAGGGAGCCACAGAGAGCCAGAGAACGCCAAUCUUACUGGACAACAUUGAUGUGGAGUGGGUUGCCGAGCAUGCCAGACAGGUUUCUCGGAUGCUCCCUGGCGGCGUGAGCGUUCUCGGGUUGUUUCUCAUCGCCCCACCUGAGGUGUCAAAAGAAGUGCAGAACACGCUGAAAAAGCUUGUCUUUGCUGUGGAUAAAUCCAUAUCCAAAAGCAAGCUGUGGGAUCCGUCAGAGGAUGAUGUGACUGAGCGCAUCACCCUGCACAUCUGUUCCAAAACAAGGAAAGCUGUCUGCAAAACAUUUGAUGUUAAAGAUCCAAAGUGUUCAGCGAAGCCUGCAGAUUGGAAGUAUCAGAGUGGCAUCUCAUCUUCGUGGCCUCUGAUCACCUGCAAUGUGCAGCUCGACUUGCAGAUCCCGGUCACAUCAGAAAAUGUCGACAAGUUCAUAAAGGAUGGACUGAGGAACUGGGCUAAACAGAUCGAGUCUGCACUCUGUCUCAUAAACGGCAAAGCUGUAACAGAUGACUCCGAGCUACUAUCAGGGCCGAAAAAGAGCACGAAGGCGAGCCAGCAGCAGACAGUUCGAGCGCAGAUCCUCGUCUCAGCAGAUGAUGCAGAUGCAGGCCAGGUGUCCAGUGCUGUGGUGAAGGAGUGCAGUGGCUCAGUGUGUCUGAGAGGAGUAGUUCACUGCAGAGCUUACAUUCACACCAACAAACCUAAAACCAGACACGCCGCACAGGCACUCAAAAGGGAUGUAGUGAACACGGUUUUCAGCCGAGUGGAGAUGCUUCUGGAGGAUCUGCUCAUGAAUGAAGCAGCAGAUCUGGCGUCUGGGGAGCAGGUUCUUCCACGGCGUGUGUUUGCCCCCAUAUCCGGCUCUGGCUUGAGUGUGUGUGACUACAUUUUCCCAGAUGAGAGCACUGCGGAUGUGGCUGAGCGGUUUAAAGAAAUGCUAGGUUGUGACUUACCAGAAGAGGACGUGGACACCAGCAUGGAGGCUCAGACAUGUUACUCUGUUUCGGGAGUGGAAGAUGGGUGUGAUGAAGAAGCCAAUCACAAUGUGCCUACACAAUCCGGCGCUGAAACUGUGCCAAAAACUAAAGCAGCAAGACAAUAUGCAGCAGGCAUGGCGGUGGCAGCUGCGGUUGCCCUCUUGGCCACAGCAACCUCUCUACUCUAUCUUACUGAGUAACAGCAAGACCACAGUUGUUUAUAACUUCAUCAGAAAUUAAUAAACUAUAGAAAAUUA